Molecule: messenger RNA, 880 nt
Organism: Ipomoea triloba (trilobed morning glory)
Lineage: Eukaryota; Viridiplantae; Streptophyta; Magnoliopsida; Solanales; Convolvulaceae
Product: NAD(P)H-quinone oxidoreductase subunit O, chloroplastic
Exons: 6
Coding region: 89-586 (165 amino acids)
Cellular component (GO): plasma membrane
Molecular function (GO): oxidoreductase activity, acting on NAD(P)H, quinone or similar compound as acceptor
Source: RefSeq, a predicted model, not a curated record
CUUAUCCAAAUUAAAAGGACCGAAGCAAAAAUCCCAACUCACUCACAGUCAGAGAUAGAGUCGUAAGCUAGCUCAGCCUCUCCUCUCCAUGGCUUUCUCUGCUUCCUUCUCUUCAUUCACAUCACCAUUCCCACGCACUAUUAGGAAGAGAUGUUCAUUUCCUCUUAGCAGCAGCAGCAUAUGCUUCAUCGUCAAAGCUGAGGAAUCUUCCCAACCACCUCAGACUCCUAAAAAGGUUGCUGCUUCUGCUGCAGAGACAAAACCCGAAGCAGCAGCCUCCUCUGAUGCCCCUCCUCCUCCUCCUCCUAAGCCUAAAAAACCUGUUUAUUCCAUGAAGAAAGGGCAGAUUGUGAGAGUGGAUAAAGAGAAGUAUCUCAACAGUAUCAAUUAUCUGUCUGUUGGGCAUCCACCUUACUACAAAGGCCUGGAAUACAUAUAUGAAGAUCGCGGCGAGGUGCUGGACAUUCGGAUAUUCGAGACAGGGGAAUAUGCACUUAUUGGAUGGGUUGGAAUACCAACUGCACCAGCGUGGCUUCCAACAGAGAUUCUCAUUAAGUCGGACAAGCUCAACUAUGAGAGGAUUUGAUCGAGAUUCCAAAAGGCAAAGCUAGCUGCAUCAAGUUAUUAUUCACAAAAUCUUCAAGAUUGAGGACACUUUAUUAUAUCCAUACCCAGGCUAGAUGAGUCAAAAGAAGCAUUUUAUGUAUUGAGUAAAAAGCAAGGGAUGAAUGUAUUGGAUGAAAAAUGAAAACAAUCAAAUCCCUUUUCUUUCGAGGGGAUUUGAAACAGAAAACUAGUGUAAUUUCCAAAGAAGACCUGAACAUUUGAUCUUCAAGAUUACUCUCCUCAUUUAAUCUAUGCUGUUCAAUACACCAGUCAA